Molecule: messenger RNA, 1996 nt
Organism: Dermatophagoides farinae (American house dust mite)
Lineage: Eukaryota; Metazoa; Arthropoda; Arachnida; Sarcoptiformes; Pyroglyphidae
Source: RefSeq, a predicted model, not a curated record
UUAUAUGUAUUCUCAAAUGAAGAAAAAAUCAUUGGUUUUCUAAUCCAAAAAAAAAUCCUUGACAACAUCCUGUUCCGGUGGUUGAAAUGUUUUUCAAUCAUAAGAAAAUUUUUUUUCGAAAUCUUUUUUCAUGUUUUCAACAAUAUGAUUACGUUAUACAUCCAUGUAUCAAAUAUUGUCCAGUUAUGAGUCAUAAUUUGGAGCAAUUUCUUCUUUUUGGCUACCUAGAAUAUAAACGAGAGAAAGAGAGAAAAAGAAAGAAAAAAGUGACAAUUUCCAUGCUACUAAGGUAUCACCCAAGUGAAUGAUUGCAGGUGUACAACCAAUAUUAUUCUACGUUUGAAACAAAGAAAAAACCCAAAAAAUCAAAAUUCAAAUCGGACAAGAAAAAAAAGAGUAUUAAACGAUAUAAAUGACAAUGAUUUCAUAUUUCUUGUCAACCAUUGUUAGUCAGUUGAGAUUUUCAUUUACGAACUACGACAAACGAUCGACAACAAAUUUUUUCCAACGACAACGACGACGACGACAAAGUUUUGACAGAUUCAACUUUUAGUUCAACGAUAUAUUUGAUCAUAAAAAUUUUUGCUUGAAAAAUCAAGUUACUGAUUUGACCAGUUGACACAUUUAUCAUCAUAACAAUGUUCUCUAGUCGACAAAUAAUUGGCAUUAUAGCCAUUACGGCAUUAUGGAUAAACGAUUGUGGGGCACAAGGCAAUCAAGGUGGCGGUGGUUUCUUGGGCGAUCUUGGAAACCUAGGUAAUCUAGGUAAUCUAAAUCUUGGCAAUUUGGGACUGGGUGGUGGAGGUUCUGGUAAUCCAGGUUUGGGCGGACAAAAUCUUGCCAAUUUCGGGGGUGGUGGUGGUGGUGGGGGAGGACGACAACCCGGAUUGGGUGGUCUUGGUGGUUUACUUGGCGGUGGCUCACCCAAUGGUUAUAAUCGUAAUACAGGUGGUGGUGGUGGUGGUCUUGGUGGAUUGGGGGGCCUGAAUCCAUUAGCCGGUCUCGGUCAAGCACUUGGUGGUUUAGCAAAUGGUCUAACCGGUGGUAAUCAACGUGGUGGUGGUCUACUUGGUGGUUUACCCGGGUUAGGUGGAGGUGGUGGUCAGCAAGGAGGACAAGGACUUGGUCUUGGUGGUCUAGGAAAUCUUGGUGGAAAUCGUGGGGGUCAAAAUGGUGGUGGCGGUUUUGGUGGUCUUGAUGGUCUCAAUUUAGGAGGUGGAAAUUCUAAUAGUGGAUUUAAUGGUCUUAAUUUGGGUGGUGGUGGAGGUGGUGGCGGCAAUGAUAUCGGUGGUCUUGGAGGUCUAGGCGGUGGUAAUGAUUUCGGUGGACAAGAUCUUGGUAAUCUUGGCAAUCUGGGCGGUGGAGCAGGUGGUGGUGAUUAUGAUUCAUUGGGUGAUGCUGGUUUUAGUAAAAAAUAAAUCCCAAUAUAUAUGUCUGUCUAUGUGUGUUUGCUUAAUUCUCGGGAAUUCAAAAAAAAAUUCCCGAAUCUAUUUGUAGAAGUGGUAGUCCUGAAUCUAUUUAAUCUUUGAAUAAUUAUUUUUUUGCAAUUCAGCUAAAACAAUUUUGUAAUCCAUGAUUUUUCCCGUUUGUUACAUCAUUUCACCAUUUUCACAUCCGUUUUUUUUAAUUUCUGUUCUGUUUAUUUGUUUCAUUCAAUCAUUGAUUUAUUUGUCCAUAUCCUGUUGUAGUCUUGUCGUUUACUUUUACCAUGUCCUUGUCUUUUUGUGUUUGUGUAUGUUGCAUCAUGAUCAUAUUUCAUAUCAAUCAUUUUGUGUUUUUUUUCAAAUAUUUUUAUCCACACCAUGAAAAAAUAUCAUUAUCACCAUUUAUAUGUAUGAAUGUUGCCAUUAUAACACUGUCUCUUUCGAAAAAAUUUUGUUCAUUUCAAUUAAUUUAAUACACGCAUGCACACACACAAAAAAUUCUAACCAUGCAUAGUCAUAAGAAGAAAUAAACAUAAACAACUAUAAAAAUGAAACGGAAAUUUUUCAGAAAA